AUGGACAAUGCUCCAAAGAAAGAUCACAGCGUUGACGUUGCCAGGCAGAUCAUUAACAGAGAAAUGACAUCACGCUCUACAAACAAGAAUUACGGCGAAUUUGACAGACGAGAACAAGUUGAUGUUGUUAUUGAGAUGACUGAUCAGAAUUUCCAAUUCAAAACAUCAGAUGGAAGGCCAUGGGUUAUCCUUGUGUAUCAGCACUACUACGAUUACCAAUCAAAUAAGCCAUUUUUGGAAGAUUUAUUCCAAAAAACAGGACUUCUCUUUGGAAUUGCGAGAAUGCAAAUAUCUCAAUCACCUAAGAUCGUAGAGAAGUUUGGUAUCAGAUAUUCACCACAACUCGUUGUCUAUGACUCAAAAACAAAUAAUCACUUUUUAUUCAAUGGAGAAAUGAAGUUAGGCAAAGUCAUCAACUUUGCCACACGUAAAUUCGGCGCAGAUGUUACAGUAGUCCAUUCAGAUGAAGAAAUGCUGAAGUGGAGAAAACAAAAUCUCGAUAAAUUACAUAUCAUUCUAUUUUCUGACCUCAAAGAUGUACCAAAUUCAUUUUUACUUGCAGCAGCCUUCCUUAAAUACAAUUGCGUGUUCGCAUUCGCUUCAAUUAACAAAGAUACAAUUCCGAAAUUCCCUCGCGCUUUAGGUUCGACUUCCAUGGAAGAUCUACCGACAUUCGUAUUCUACAGGAUGGCUAACCCGCAGGAUGAUACCUUCGGCGGACCCGUAAUUCCUAUUGUUGCCCCUAUGGACCUUGAUUCUGGUUGUUUGGCCGCACUCGCCCGUCACUUUUCUUUUCCAGUUUUUUCAGAAGUCAACAGCGGAAACUAUAAUAGAUUGUGUUCAGGAAGAUGCAUACUGUUCUGCGAAGGCCGUGAAAUAGCCGAGGAUAUAAAGAUUGGCGCAAAUGCAAUGAAUAUUGAAACAGGAACAAUUAAUUUGACAUUGGAACCAGAAUUUAAAGAGAAAUUUGAUUUAGAACCAGGAGAUUUCGUGUUCAUUAAACCAAAAGAGAAUAAAUACGCAAGAUGGAGAGAAAUAACAACAUGGAAAGAGUUUAGAACAAAUAUUGAGUUUGCAAACAAAGGUUUGUUGACUUUGAAUUCUACAGAUAGUAUUCCUAAGAUUCAGAGACCUCCUCCAAAGAUAGAAACACCAAAGACAAAGAAGAUUGAAGAAAUAGAACGUGCUGUGAAGAAUUCCCUUUUGGAUGUGUUAGUUAAAUUUAAUUCAAUUAUCAAAUCUCUUCCUCCUAUUGCUGUUCUCGGUGGACUUGCACUUGUUCUCGUUUUAUUUGGCGAAAUGAUUUCAAGGUGCUUGUCACCAAAGGUAGAAACACCGAAACACGACAAGAAAUGGGACUAA
Messenger RNA from Trichomonas vaginalis G3, 1362 nucleotides. Its product is annotated as DNAJ-like protein subfamily C member 16 family. The coding region runs from base 1 to 1362 and encodes 453 amino acids. The transcript has a single exon. Lineage: Eukaryota; Parabasalia; Trichomonadida; Trichomonadidae. The record is from RefSeq and is a predicted model, not a curated record.